CUCUGGGAAAUCACAGUCGAGUAGGCGAGACAGUCAGGUGCACAGAUGUUGACAAGAUGAAUUAGCAGGUGUUUCAGAAGCGGAUGGGACAAGGUGCCUGGGGAAUACAGGCAGAGUCACUACGAUGCCCACAGGAGUAGAGGGCUGAAUGGAGACAAUGACUAUUUUUGAUAAUGUCACCCGGGCUCUGGCCAGACAGCUGAACCCUCGAGGCGAUCUGACACCCCUAGACAGCCUCAUCGACUUCAAGCGUUUCCACCCCUUCUGCCUGGUGCUGAGGAAGAGGAAGAGCACGCUGUUCUGGGGGGCCCGCUACGUCCGCACUGACUACACAUUCCUGGAUGUGCUGGAGCCGGGGAGCAACCCCUCAGACCCAACAGACUGUGGGAACUUUAGCUUUAAGAAUAUGCUGGAUGCCCGGGUAGAGGGAGACGUGGAUGUGCCAAGGACAGUGAAGGUGAAGGGGACCGCGGGCCUGUCACGAAGCAGCACACUGGAGGUCCAGACACUCAGCGUGUCUCCCAAGGCUCUGGAGAACUUGCACAAGGAGAGGAAACUGGCAGCUGACCACCCGUUCCUGAAGGAGAUGCGGGAGCGCGGGGAGAACCUUUAUGUGGUGAUGGAGGUGGUGGAGACCGUGCAGGAAGUCACUCUGGAGAGAGCUGGCAAGGCAGAGGGCUGCUUCUCCCUCCCGUUCUUUGCCCCACUGGGACUACAGGGAUCCGUGAACCACAAGGAGGCCGUGACCAUUCCCAAGGGCUGUGUCCUGGCCUUUCGAGUGAGACAGCUGAUGGUCAAUGGACGAGACGAGUGGGACAUUCCACACCUCUGCAAUGACAGCAUGCAGACCUUCCCUCCCGGAGAAAGGCCAGCAGAGGGGAAGUUCAUAUUCAUCCAGGCCUCUGAUGUGGGGGAGCUGCACGAGGACUUCAAGACAUUGAAAGAAGAGGUUCAGAGAGAGACUCGAGAAGUGGAGAAGUUGAGCCCAGAGGGGCAAAGCUCCCUGCUCACCUCCCUCAGCAACCUCCUAGGAAAGAAAAAAGAGCUCCAAGACCUGGAGCAGACGCUGGAGGGCGCUCUCGACAACGGGCACGAAGUGACCCUGGAAGCACUCCCCAGAGAUGUCCUGCUGUCCAAGGAGGCCAUGGACGCCAUCCUCUAUUUCCUUGGGGCCCUAACAGUGUUAAGUGAAGCCCAACAGAAGCUUCUAGUAAAAUCUGUGGAGAAAAAGAUCCUACCGGUGCAACUGAAGCUGGUUGAAAGCACCAUGGAGCAGAACUUCCUGCAAGACAAAGAGGGUGUUUUCCCCCUUCGGCCUGAUCUGCUCUCCUCCCUCGGGGAGGAGGAACUGACCCUUACAGAAGCCUUGGUGGGGCUAAGUGGCCUGGAAGUCCAGAGAUCAGGCCCCCAGUACACGUGGGAUCCAGACACCCUCCCCCGCCUCUGUGCCCUCUAUGCGGGUCUCUCCCUCUUUCAGCUGCUGAGCAAGGCUUCCUAAUGCACCUUCCCUGCCUGCUUCCCUAACACCUUCCCAACCUCACUGCGCUCUAUCUCUAACUCUCCAGCACACUACAGAACCUCCAGGCUGAGGGUAACUGAAGUGCCAGUUCCAUCAUCACCGAGUUCCACCUGCCUCAUCAUCUGUCUUCUUCUGUCCUCCAUCUCAGCGCCCCGCUAAGCCCAUGUCCUGAUGCUUAAAUCCUGAAGAUACAGAAUCGCUCAAACCCUUCCAACUUUGAGCCAUUUCAUUAAGGGGAGGAAAAAAAGCUGGGUGGUUGUAGCAUACGCCUUUAAUCCCAGCAGAGGCAGGUGGAUCUCGGGAGGCCAGUCUGGUGUACAGGGUGAAUUCCAGGACAGCCAGGGCUACACAGAGAAACCUGGUCUCAAAAAAUAAAAAGAUAAAAAUAAAUAAAAGCCCCAAACCAAAAGACAACAACAACAAAACAUUUAUUGUCUAGUCUAAUCCUUCCUACUUGUGCCUCAAAAAAAAAAAAAAAAAACCAAACCAAACCAAAACAAAACAAAAAGCCUAGCCUUAUUGAAACGAAUGAAAAUAUUAUAUCAAUUCCAAGACAAGCUAUCUUUUGGUUUUUCUGUAAAGGGGAUCAUUCAUUUGUGCCAGGUAAAGAAACAGACAUUACCUAUAUGUACGAUACUGUUCACACUGUCCACGGGCCUGCUGAAAAAUGCUCCAAAAGCUCAGAGAGUUAGAACACAGAAUGCUCUACAGUGAGAAGAUCACCAAAGCAGCAUGGCUUCACCAAAGAGCCCACAUUCUCUAGCCCUGGUUGAGGGCUUGAGAGAGGGAAAGGUCUAGAGGGGUAUGACACAAGUCCCGAACAAGACAAAACAAAAUUUCAAGUUGGUUAAGCAGAAAAUGAAUGUGGUCGUAGUGAGACCUGUCCAAAAACAAUAAUAAUAAUAAUAAUAAUAAUAAUAAAAUUAAAAAAGAACAAGAGCAGAGAGGGGCGCCUAAGAAUAAGAUCCAAACCUUUAAAUCAGUGAUUCUCAACCUGUGGGAGUCACGACCCCUUUAGAAGAUCAAAUUACCCUUUCAUGGGGGUUGUAGAUCAGAUAUUCUUCAUAGUAGAUAUUUACAUUACAACUCAUAACGGUAGCAAAAUUACUCUUACGACGCAGCAGUGAAAAUAAUUCUAUGGUUUGGGGGUCACCACAGCAUGAAAAACUGGAUUAAAGGGUCACAACAUUAGGAAGGGUGAGAACCACUAUUUUAAAUGAGACUUGCUUUCUUUUCUGUUGCUGUGUUGUGUUGUGUUUUGCUUUGUUUUCAUCCCUCAAUUCAGGUUGGGUACGGGAGGAAACAGUGUGGACAGGCUUGGCCUGUAUAUCAUAAUCUCAUUAAACUUCUGGGUCCAUAUCACCCUCUGCCUAAAGCUGGCUUUCAA
Messenger RNA from Psammomys obesus (fat sand rat), 2906 nucleotides. RefSeq names its product gasdermin A (gene Gsdma). The record is from RefSeq and is a predicted model, not a curated record. The transcript is spliced from 12 exons. Gene Ontology annotation, biological process: defense response to bacterium; pyroptotic inflammatory response. NCBI's taxonomy places the organism in Eukaryota, Metazoa, Chordata, Mammalia, Rodentia, Muridae. Bases 149 to 1498 code for a protein of 449 amino acids. Gene Ontology annotation, molecular function: phosphatidylinositol-4-phosphate binding; phosphatidylinositol-4,5-bisphosphate binding; phosphatidylserine binding.